Messenger RNA from Acanthoscelides obtectus, 321 nucleotides. Lineage: Eukaryota; Metazoa; Arthropoda; Insecta; Coleoptera; Chrysomelidae. The record is from the annotation of a GenBank genome assembly.
AUGAAACUCAAUCUGAAGAAGAUCCAAUACCGAAGAAGAUCUACCCAGAGAAUAAGAACAAAAGCAAAAUUGAAUUUGGAAGCCCAAGCUGAAAAAAUGAAAGCAAAGUCGUCUGAUAAACAUCCAAAUGUGAAAGUUGGCCAAAAUGUGAGACUGAAAGUACCUGACAUUGCCAGAGCUAAAACUGACCCGAAAAGCAUUAUUGCAGUUGUGAUAGAUGUAAAGGACAAUGAGUUUUACCAACUACGUACCAAUAUUGGAGUACUAAAGCAGCUUUACAAACAGAAUCAGUUUACCUCAGGCUCCGAAGAUUUUAUUUAG